Molecule: messenger RNA, 907 nt
Organism: Lobosporangium transversale
Lineage: Eukaryota; Fungi; Mortierellomycota; Mortierellomycetes; Mortierellales; Mortierellaceae
Exons: 2
Coding region: 13-528 (171 amino acids)
Source: RefSeq, a predicted model, not a curated record
AAAAAAAAAAAAAUGUCUGGAGCUACUGUUACCAAUAACGGAGGAGUUUUGCCCCAAGCAAAGAGGGUAUUACAAUUGUACAGGAAGCUUUUGAAAAUCGGUAAGGCUAUGCCAACCGAAACACGCUCUGCACUGGUAAUGUCCCGAGUCAAGGCAGAUUUCAGAUCCAAUAAAGCAGAGAAGGAUCCACAGGAGAUUGAGAAUAUGAUCCAACUUGCAGAAAUCCAGGUUGAUAACCUCGAGAUCCAAAGAGAGCACCUUACAGAGUUGUCCAAGAAUCCCAAUCUAAUUAUCCCAGUAGACAUUUAUAAGAACGCUAAGCCAAGGAUUUCUCGAUUCAUGAAAGGUCCACCUCUGAGUUGGGAACGCAAAGCUGCACAGGAGGCUAAGGAUAGAGACAGGCUCACACAACAACAACACCAACAACACCAACAACAACCGCAACAACAAAAACCUGUAGGAUCGACAGGAUCCGAAAAACUUCAUCAUGGAUCACCCGGACAUAGCUGCCAGAACCAUAAACACUGAAGUAGUUGUUCACAAUUUACACUAUUUCAUCAUAGUAAAUCAUGUAAACAGGCAUGAUCCUCAGGUCCCGCACACACACACACACACGAAGAUGUCCGCGAUCUUGUCGUCACUUUCUGUGUUUUCUCUGUUGCGAGCGAGUUGCAUUUUACAACAGAAGGAGAAACUCAUCCAUUCUACAAAAGGAAAAGAAGGAAGAUACCUCUCUCCAUAUUGAGCUAUGCGGAGUCUAAGGUCAUGAGUAAAUCUGAUUACUUAUCCAUAUUGGAUGGGCAAGGACUUGUUUAAUAGCGGAUCAAAUUUCAAGCACGCAUAAUCUAAACUACUGUAUAAAAACAAUGCAUAAUAGACUCUAAUAAACUUGUUCAAGAUGAAAAGG